AUGACGACCUACGAAACAGCUGAGCCGCACUUCGUUAAAGUGGACGGUACACGGUUUGCAUACCUUCGGUUCGGCUCGACAGCUAGGACUCAGGUACCACUGGUGUUCCUACAGCACUUCCGAGGCACCUUCGACCACUGGGACCCAGAACUAAUUAAUCCCAUCGCUGCCAUCCGACCCGUUAUUCUCAUCGAUAACUCGGGAGUUGGCAAGAGCGAUGGCGCGGUUCCGGAAACCUAUGCCGCAUGGGCCAGUAACGUGAUCGGUGUUAUCGGAGCGUUGAAUAUUCCUCAGAUUGACCUGUUGGGUUUCUCGAUGGGAGGCUUUGUGGCGCAAAUGGUUGCUUUGAACGCACCCACUAUCGUUCGCAAACUCAUCCUUGCCGGUACUGGGCCCAGCGCCGGGGAUGGUGUCGAAGCUGGUGACUCUGCAGCAACUCAGCGCUUGGCUACAGCGUCCAACGAACAGGAGGCCCACGAUGCAUUUUUGUCCGCUUUCUACUCUCUGUCAGAGAGGAAGCAGGAUCUGGGAAAUCGUUGGUGGAGUCGCAUGACCACGGCUCGCUCAAACCGCUCUGCGUAUGUGGGCCCUGAAGGCACCCAGGCUCAGAUCGGUGCGGUCAUCCGCUGGGCGAAUGCGGACUUUGCCUCCGAAGGAUCCUACGAUCGCCUGGAGGAGCUUCAGAUUCCUGUUCUUAUUGCCAAUGGUGACAACGACAUCAUUAUCCCCACAAAUAACAGCUGGGUCAUGUUUAAGAAACUGGUCAAUGCCGAUGCUCAUCUCCACUUGUUCCCGGAUGUCGGACACGGGUUUUUGAACGAGUAUGCCGAUCAGUUCUCUAAGUUGAUCAACACCUUUUUGGAUGCUUGA
This is a messenger RNA of Penicillium samsonianum, 870 nucleotides long. Its product is annotated as alpha/beta fold hydrolase. Lineage: Eukaryota; Fungi; Ascomycota; Eurotiomycetes; Eurotiales; Aspergillaceae. The record is from RefSeq and is a predicted model, not a curated record. The coding region runs from base 1 to 870 and encodes 289 amino acids. The transcript has a single exon.